CAGUGGAAAGCGGGAGCAGUUCCCGUCGAUGCCCUCUGCUCGAUCGAUACUUACCUUUGCCGUUGGAGUCGACACAGAUGCAGAGAAGAUGCGGAUCGGAGGGCAGGGUGGUGGGUGUAGUUUGAUCGUCUAGAGAAGCCGCGGUCGGUUGUGAAUGGUAUCCGUCGUCAAGUGGCCUGGAAAAUGGACUAGAAUGGUGUGUCUCAAUCUCUGAUCUCAUGCGCCAGCCCAACCACUCGACUUGCAUUUCAAUGAAGGCUGAGCGAUCUGCAGUAGUGUUCAUUACCGCGAGAAUCAGUGGACGAAGGUGUUGAUCACACGUGAAUUUGCCAGCGGAUGAGCGUCUGGCCGGGCUGCUGAGCGAAGGUGACACGUGCUUGGCCUCAGAUGCCGUGGAUGAGGACUCGUUGGCACUAUGUAGAGGACGGAACAUAGCCAUGUUGUCCUCGCCUGGGGUCGCCGAAGUGCCGGUGGAGGCAACAGCGUUCCUCGGGGCGGUGGCAGCCUUCGUUGUGUUUCUCUUCGUGCUGUUUCUUUACCUGAAUAAGAAACUUUGCUUCUACACUGUGGGCGGUUUUCCUUGUUGCGACGACCCGCUCACCAAGACCGAUAAGCUCAAGGAACUCGGCGCGGCUUACAACUAUGGUGAGGGCGAGAGUUCCAGUGACUCGGAGGAGGAAGUGAACAGCCGACUCUCCACCUCGAAAAGCUUCCCCUCGGCCCUGCGAGACAACUACUACCACUCCAACCACGCGCCCAACCACAAUCAUGCCACCCAUCACAACCACACCCACCAUAACCAUGCCAACCACGCGCCCGCCUACCACACCUACGGCCACCACUACGGGCACCACAAUUACCACCAGCUGGGCCCCACCAGGUCCUCCCUGCAGUAUUCAGCGGCGGAGGAACCUGGGCAGCAGAGCAAGACGCGGGACUCAGGCCGCGCCGACGCCUGCCCCUGCGACACGACCAGCGACCUCAUCUCUCUCGCGGAGAAGGGCCGAGCGGGCGUGGCUGGGGAAGAGGAGCCAGUAGGCGUAGGCGUGGUUGUGUCCUCUUCGUCAGCCUCGUCCUCCGGAUCGACGACCAGCGGAGACGAUGACCUCCUGACGCAUAGGACGCUGAGACACCGCGACCCCCGCGCCUACCGGCAGAUGUCCCCCAACCGGUCUCCUUACGACGGCACUUACCACCAGGAAUGCCAUGAGGACGGCACGGUAGGAGAGGCGCUCCUGGUACGCUGCGGAUCUAUCGAAGCAGGAUUUGCCUACGACCUUCCCACCAAGACACUAACGGUCCACAUACUACAAGCGAAGGAUGUGCCGAGCAAGGAGCGAGGGGGAGCUGCCAACACUCAGGUGCGGAUACUGCUCUUGCCAGGCCGUAAACAAAAGCACAAGACUCGAAUUCGACCCGGGGAAAACCCGCAAUUCAACGAAGCCUUCGUGUUCACCAAAGUCAACCCAGAGGACGUGCAACAGCUAGGAGUCCGGCUGCGACUCUACGGAUGUGAACGAAUGCGACGCGAAAAGAUGGUCGGGGAAGUGAUCGUUCCUUUUGCCAACAUCAACCUCACGCUCGGCAACACAUUUUGGUUCACCCUCGAACCUCGGGCAAACCUCGCUCGCUCCGACAGCAGAACGGAGGUGUGCAGCCUAACGAGGAGCGACUCCACAGGCUCCACCCACUCGGUCCACAGCGGCGUUCCUGAGCUCCUUGUGGGACUCACCUACAACGGCACGACGGGAAGGCUGGCGGUCGAGGUCAUUAAAGGAUCGCAUUUCAGGCACGGUGAUGAUUUCAGGAACAUGGCGAACACCCGAGCUCCAGACACGUACGUGAAGCUGGUGCUCAUGUCAUCCAGCGGUCAGGAGAUCGCCCACAGCAAGACGUCGGUGCGGCGGGGGCAGCCGAACCCGUUGUUCAAGGAGACAUUCAUGUUUCAGGUGGCACUGUUCCAGCUACCUGACGUAACGCUCAUGGUGUCUGUGUACACCAAGAGGAGUAUGAAGAGGAAGGACAUGAUUGGCUGGUUCGCUCUGGGCCUCAACAGCUCGGGAGAAGAGGAACUAGCUCACUGGAACCAAAUGCGAGACUCGAAAGGAGAGCAAGUCUGUCGCUGGCACGUUCUUAUCGAAUCCUAAGACACUCUCUCUCGACAGAGAUUCCCCUGCCUUUUAGCUUCGACUGUAUGAGGAGGGAGCUUCCUCCUUGAAGGCGUCAUCAUUUAACUUGGAUACGCCUGGAGGUUUUCACUGAAAUAUGCUGAAGAGUUUUUGAGUCUACCUUUCUCUAGGCCGUGCAAAAGGGGCGCUAAAUUAUUUAAUGCACUGUUCACCUCCCUCCCUCUUCGGAGGGAAGGCCUACUUUGGUUUCGGCCGUACCUUGAGUCUUUCCCUUGUUCUUUGUCACAUUUUGGGUCUCAGGUUCUCCCUGACUCUUGGCCUCUUGAGUCUGGGUUCACAUUCAACCAUACAUCCCAUUGCUAGGGUUGUCGACCUUGCAAUUGGAAUGUGUUAACGCAUCAUCUCCAGAGUUAAACAUAGCAUUGCAAUCUGCCUCACAAUGUCAUUAGCUUGUAUUGAUUUGGUUACUGUUUCCAGCCCUUUCUUGAAGAGUAUAUAGUGGUUCAAAAGAACAAUAAAUAGAUAUCAUCUUGAGACAUGUGAUAUUUUGUCUUGAGUGUGAAAUCUUUAUAUAAAAUUAUUCGUAAUAAUGGUUAAAAAGAUACCUGGUACAUUCCAAAAACAAUGGCUUUAAUCUGUGAUUUCUCAGAGUAUAUAUAUAAUAUUUAUUGAUCAAAAAUACUGUAGACACUAUGAAGACGGAGCUGGUCUCCCACACUGUAUCGUCCCUGUACUGUACCUUGUCGUUACUCUUUAUAUUCACAAUCCCUCCCUGCUUAGCUAGAAAUACGAACUCUGACGUCACAACGAGCAUAAGAAAACGUGAUUGGCUGCUUCAAGUGGAGGCUCGUGUCCACUCACUCACGAUCGAACGCUUCUGUGCUGAUUUCAGAAACGGCAAAUAUUACUCGCAUUUCACACUAAUACAAAAUAUUGCCAAACUGCAAAUCCUCUUUGAAACCAAUGCCUUUUGGGGGAAAAUGCAUGUAGAAUCUUUAGUACAUCUUUUUCUUUUUCAUCUCCAUGGUCCUUCCUGUGGGUUAGUUUAUCUUCACAUUUCUGUUUCGGAGCAGUUCACUUGGCUUGGUUCACACGUGUUAGGUUUAUGUCUUCCUGGUUAAGAGAUGUAGGUCUUUAACUUUGAGAACUAUAUUAUCAUGUUUCAAGGAUUCAUCCAGCAUGUAACUUAGAAACUUUUAUAUGUAAGGUGGAUGUUUUUGUAUAUUUAUUUGUUCCAGAACCAAAAAAAUCAGCAGCAGCAGCAACGUAUGUGUAUAACUUUUUUAAUCCAUCUCGCAGACAGAUCAGUAUAGGUGACAUAGUUUGUAAAAGUGUCUCCAUGUGUUCCAGGAGUGAAGCACAAGAACAAAAGAAAAAAGUUACUGGUUGUAGUACUCUUUAGUCUGUUAAUCAGUGUCGAAUUCGACUCUGUAAUAAAAGAAUAAAUGAUUUCGCGAGAAAUACUGAAUUUCGACAUUAGCUAUAGAGAGGUAAAGAGUUUUGAACUAUUGUAUGCAUUGUGUUUUAACCCCCUUGAAUAUAUUACACCCUGUAAACCUCCCUGCAAGAGUCGAUAGAUGACAGAAAUCUCCCACUGCUUAAAAUCACGUAUCACUGCAUUCUUAAUGUCACACACAUAUUGUGCAACAUUUUGGCCCAUUGCGAUAUAUCUCAAGAGACUUGGCUGCACCUGUAUAACAAUAUUAUAGCACCAAAAUAAUGACAAUCAGAUAUUUACAGCAACUUUUCCAAAUUUACCAAUCGGGAUAGCAGUUUUCCUGAACAUGUUUUAAACUCGUUGGUUUGAAGGAGAAAAAAAUAUAAAUAUGUAAAUAUUAGUAUACUUGGACCCCUCUGGAGGUACCUUAAGCAUAUUCUGUAAGACGAGGAAGACGCCUCAGAAAACUAAGAUCCUUAAUAAGAGUCCAACCGCGAUUUUUAUCCUUUUCAAAUGAAAAAAAAGACAGAAAGAAAGAUGAAAUAGCUAAAAAUAUGCGAAAAUUAUUGCUAAUCAUGGUCUUCAACAUUGCAAGUGAAAUCGCUGUUGUCUUGUGAAGGAUCCAUUUCCAUGGGCUUCUGCAAGGCGUGUGUAAUCACGUGAUGGCGUGGAGUGAGGAGUGAGAGUGAAGCCUUUGGUUUGGCGAGUGAAUGACCCAGCUCCUUGUAAGUGGGUAGCAUGUAUAAGGAUGUUUAGUCAUUUGUGAGAGCCUGGGUGCUUACGAUGAUAUACCGUGGCUAUAAGAUGAUGUUGCUCAUUGGCGAUGACCUUGAGAACAACUUGGGCAUUCAUAUUCAAAAAGAUUGAUUUUCGAAGGUGAUGUUAUCAGAAAUAAAAGUGAAGUUUUCACAAUUGAAACAAAGGCAGCCAAUCUCUCCUCUCUCGCACAGCUUCUAAAGCAUUUCCUUGUGCUUGUUACUUUUAAAGUAAACAUUUUCUAGUGUUACAUUAUUUUUGUACUGACAUUUCCAUAUAAGUCUGUACAUACGUCUACUCUUUGUCUUUUUGCAACACAUCAAGUUACGUGUUUCAGGUUCUAGUCUUCGAGGUUU
Messenger RNA from Penaeus monodon (black tiger shrimp), 4679 nucleotides. RefSeq names its product synaptotagmin-14-like (gene Syt14). Lineage: Eukaryota; Metazoa; Arthropoda; Malacostraca; Decapoda; Penaeidae. The transcript is spliced from 10 exons. Bases 438 to 2147 code for a protein of 569 amino acids. The record is from RefSeq and is a predicted model, not a curated record.